AUGGUAUCUUCGAUUGGCCGUAUACUCGUACAUCCAGAAGAUCCAAAUCUCGUUCUGGAGCUUACUGAUGAUGGCGACGUGAGAAUCUUCGAUCUAUUGGCUACUCCGAAGGCUGAUGUCGCAGCUGGUGCGAUCAGUAGUGGUGGUAUUAAGGAUGCCUGUUGGCUCCCGGCUAAGUGCGGUGAAGCUGUGUUCAUCACUGUCACUGCGACGGGCCUGGUGAAAGCCUACUCGGCUCUAUUGUGUUUGCUCGCGCCCCCACCCAAGCCCCAGCCCGAGCCCUUACAGAUCCGUUCUGUACCGGAACUUGCAUUCAUGGGAUCCAUAACUGCCCUGUGUGCUACUACAUGUAAUGUUAUAGGCUUUACUUUCGCUGAUGGCGUUGUUAGGCUGUUUAAGCCUAGAUUCAGAGAAGUGAGUGGCCAUGACCACACACUAUGGUUGGACAUUAUCAAGAUCAUUGGCAGCCGUCCUGGCAGUCCGAUGGCUAUAUGCAGUCCGACGUGCUAUGCCUACUGUCAUGCCCAACAGGACUCCGUGGUCUUGGAGGGCUUCGGCUCGCAGAGGGCACGGAAACAUUGUGAGAUUGACUACCCCGAUGGAGCUGUAGGGGUAGUUAGUCUGGCAGCUACUACUGACGUACUGGCCUUGGUCUUUGACCUUGGUAUGGGGAAGUGCCAGCUAUGUACUUAUUCAACGUAUGAGGUGCCGCCUAGUCUAGUCCACUCUGAUGUGUUCGAUAUGACCGAGAUCAAAGGGCCACUGCACAUCAACAGUAUUAGAGACACCAAUGCAGUUGUGAUGGUCAUUAGCUCCUCGAGAAUCGUUGUCCGAUCACGAACGUAUGCGGAGGGUGAGCGAUGGGUUACCCUUGGGAUCUCCAACCCUCCUAAGUGCUGUGCUCUAAUACCUCAACUAGAUGGUAUGGGCUGGGACCGUUGCCUUGUCGCCGGUACGCCCACUGAAGAUCUUCGAAAUGAGACAACUAGGAAGUUGUCCCGAUCUAGUCUACCCUUGGAGGAUUCUAACCCAGUCAUAGCUCUACACAGAUCUCUCGAUGCGGCCUUUGCACACACGGAGUAUUUGCCGUCUUGGUGCCUAGAGUUCGCUGACGAGAAUGAGGUCGAGCGGCUGGUCACUGAUGGCCCGUCACGUCGCUUCUAUAUCAAGCUUGCGUUUGUCCUCUCAUCAAGGCACAGGAAGGAGUGCGAGGACUUGGGCAUAGCAGUGAACACUGAAGACUGCUUCCUCGCAUCCAUUGGGGCAUCCCAGGACUAUUUGACCCAACUGGUCACUCGGGCUGCCCCCACUGAUGACAUCGACGCUGAGCUCUGGAGCACAUUCUUUCGCCGACUGGGCGUUGGCUUCUGGGCCCACUCAUUAACCUUGCUACGGUCUACUGUACUCAAUUUGCUAUUGAAACGCUCCCUCGUGAAGUACCGCAGGACGAAGGAGCUGUCGGUCAUUGAGGAUGAGAGCGCACUGUGGUUGGCCUUACUCGGACGGCAGAAGGUUCUGGCGUCACUUUACAGACAGCAUGCGCAGCUCUUCCAGGAUCCUAAGGCCAUGCGGGUGUCCAGGUUCCUGGCUAUGGACUUCACUAUACCUGAGAAUAAGCGUAUAGGCUCCAAGAACGCCUUCGAGUUGAUUCGGCAGAAGCGGCAUUCAAUGGCAGCCGCGGUGUUCUUGCUCAUUGGAGAUGUUCAAUCAGCUGUGAACGUGGCCACACGGUACAUUGAGGAUGUCCAACUGGCCAUCCUGUUCUGUCGGUGCUCCAUAGCUGAUGGUGCUAUGACCAAGGACCAGGUCUGUGACUUGAUGGCUGACAAGCUGUCGAUGUUUGAUGCAUGGGUUGACUACUGGCGCCUCUGGUCAUCUCACGACUAUGCCGAGCUAGCUCGUAAAUUGGCACAUCCUGGCUCCCAGGACCUCGCAGCUACUGGAUCCGCUGACUUCGAUUCUACACUUGGUGUCCUCCCUACUCCACCGCAUCUUAACACAUGCCCUAGAAGGGAUAUUUUUGAAUAUCUCUCCAGUAUGGUACCUGCCUUUGGAGUUGAAGCUUCGGACCUUGAAGUACAGGAUACCCCUAGCAGUGUGGUGACCACUCGUCUGCUCGGCCGAGGCUUGGCUGCUCUGUUGCCAGCAGCUGCCGAGGACUCGGAUUUCACCAGCCCUGUUCAUUGGGCGCGGAGAGCCUCCAUCAUCUUUGAUGAGUUCCUGACUCCACGCAAAGCCUCGAAGAUGCCACAUUUCAUCCCCGGCAAGCCUCUUAAUCCUCCUAUUGGUAGCGACCUUCAGAGCUAUUGGAUACGUCGUGUCCGAGGGGCCUUACUGGACCCAAGGCUACAUCCCAUGCCCCCAGCCCCUGAGCUGUGGUCUAUACUAUCGAGAGUGACCAGGACGUCGAAGGGUGGUUCACUGUUGCCAAGCUGGGCAGCUGAGCUCACAUCCAUGGUCCUCGCUGGUAUUGGGGACUGGUCAACCAGCGUGCCCGAGAUACAGGAGGCAGCCGCGGCGGUGGUCUUAAGUGAACUUGAAAGGCUCCUACUGGAGCAUGAGGCAGCUGCCAAUGGCACUGUUGAGAAGAAGGAAGCUGACGAUGCGAGGCUUACCCUCGCUGAACACUACACUGGCGUCUUGUUAGAGCUCCUACAGCCAGGGUGUUCACCCCAGGUGGCCGUUGGUGCACAUGCUGCGCCUCUUCCUUGCUUGAGUGAAUCGGCAGCUCCCCACGCCAUGCGGUUGCGGUCACUCGUGGUUUGCUCUCUCGUUUUGGAGAGGGUUCUGAGCCCACCGAAAGGGUCUCCUGAGUUGACUGUCUAUGAACGGCAGUAUCAACUGCUGGUCAGAUGGCACUUGAAAACGCACAUCUACGAAGCCAUCAUGGAGCCAGAUGUCGUGCAGGCCGAUAAGGCGGACGAACUGGUCCGAGAGCAUCCAUUAGAGAGAGCCUUAGAAGCCUGGAGGCGCAUCAAGCUCCUUCAAAGUUCCUGCCCGGUGUAUCGUCAACCUCUUGACCAAGACAAGGAGUCUCUGCCUAAAUCGCUCCCUCUGACGGGUAUAAGGAGACAGCUAGAGUGGCACUCAGUCACUGGCCUGUGUCUGGACAGGUCAACCGGUGCCUCUCUGAGGUUGGCAGUAUCAGCACGGCAUGAGGAGGGUCUUGUGAAGGUCAUUGAUUUGCCGCAGCUUCUCCGGUCAUCGUCACCGGUGUGUAGGACUAGAAGGAGGAGGAGGAGCUACGACGAGAUCUCCCCGGAGGAGUAUUACCGCGAUGACUCUCAGUGGCGUAUGGAUAUCGAAAGGUCUGUUAUAAACUCCAACACCAACCUCCCUGUUGGCACUAAGAUAGUCCCGAGUGAGAGGACCAUGAGAUCUGAUUCCCAGCUAGGAUCUGGUUUGCCUCUUCGUCCUGACUGCCGCCUUUAUGCUAGAGAUGUGAUGCUCCUCUCCUUGGGGAUUAACUGGUCCUUGAAUGAUAACGCUGUGGCUCGUAUGUUUGAUAAUAUGGAUGCUUCUGAUGCUAGUGCUGAUGAAUUAUCGGUUUCUAAUUCUCUCGCCGCCCACCCGACGGCUAGUGUUUUUGCCUCAGCGACUGGCACUGGGCUCCGAGUAUGGUCCUUCGGAUGCCCAUCUAUUGACGAGCCCGCUCGUCCAUUAUGUAUGUUUGAGUCACCACAUCACCUGUUCUCGCGUGAUAGCGUCCGCAUCGCAUCGUGGUCUGAUGAUGGAGGUAUGCUAGCAGGAGUCAGCAAGAAGGGCCGCAUGUCUUUAUGGUCCACUUGCCGGGCAGACAAACCCAUUAUUUCCUUCAAGUCGCCUUAUAUCAGAGCAAACGAUGUGAAGGCGCUGACGCCCUCGGGUUCUUUAAUGCUCCUCUGUGGGCGUGAGACCUCAGACGGCUCUGGUGGUGCCGCUAUGAUUGACUGCAGAAGCCCCGAGUUGGUGGUCCGCAAGUGGGAGGCAGGGCCUGGUCGGGAGUAUACAUGCGUAUCUGGGUUGUCUACUCCUCAUCAUCUGCAACUUGGUACCUGCGAUGGACGAGUUGUCAAUCUGGACACUCGGGCAGAGGGCCGAUGCAAAACGGCGAUGCUGUACACCAAUGGUCAUGAACGAAGCCCUGCUAUCUACAGUCUACUCCGCUACGGCCCCACCCAUGAGGGUGUGGUAGCGGUAACACAUGGGAGUGCCGUGGGAGUUAUCCAAGCUGGUAGAAGCGAAGGGUCGUUCGACUCGCAGUACACCAUGCACAAGGGUGGUAUGAAGUCCUCCGUCCAAGCUGCCUUCAGUAAGAUCGGCCCAAAGCUGGUAGCGGCUGCUGAUGCCUGUGGGACUGUCGCUAUCACAGCUGGGACUUCCGAUGAACAGAUAUUAUUGCAUAGACUGCCUUAACUGAUACUGUACGAUUAUCCUUUUAAAUAUAGUGUUCCUCUACA
This is a messenger RNA of Perkinsus marinus ATCC 50983, 4439 nucleotides long. RefSeq lists its product as hypothetical. The transcript has a single exon. The coding region runs from base 1 to 4395 and encodes 1464 amino acids. Gene Ontology annotation, cellular component: RAVE complex. Gene Ontology annotation, biological process: vacuolar acidification. Lineage: Eukaryota; Perkinsozoa; Perkinsida; Perkinsidae. Gene Ontology annotation, molecular function: protein binding. The record is from RefSeq and is a predicted model, not a curated record.